AUGGAAUCAAAGGUGUUGUCCACCGGAAUCCGGUACUUGACCUUGCCACAAAGUUACAUCAGGCCAGAGCCGGAGAGGCCGAGACUCUCCCAAGUGAGUGAGUGUAAACAUGUCCCCAUAAUCGACCUCGGCAAGGACGUAAACAGGGCCCAACUCAUCCAACACAUCGCCGAUGCUUGCAGGCUCUAUGGUUUUUUCCAGGUGAUCAAUCAUGGGGUAGCUGCAGAAAUGAUGGAGAAAAUGUUGGAGGUGGCCGAUGAGUUCUACAGACUGCCGGUGGAGGAGAAGAUGAAGCUGUAUUCCGAUGAUCCCACCAAGACAAUGAGGUUGUCAACCAGCUUUAAUGUGAAUAAGGAGAAGGUCCAUAACUGGAGAGAUUAUCUCAGACUCCAUUGUUAUCCUCUGGAUCAGUACACGCCUGAGUGGCCUUCCAAUCCUCCUUCCUUCAAGGAAAUUGUGAGUAGUUAUUGCAAAGAGGUAAGAGAACUUGGGUUCAGACUACAAGAAAUGAUAUCAGAGAGUUUAGGCUUGGAAAAGGAUCAUAUAAAGAAUGUUUUUGGUGAACAAGGGCAACACAUGGCUGUAAACUAUUAUCCGCCAUGUCCACAACCCGAGCUCACUUAUGGAUUGCCAGGACACACAGACCCCAACGCCCUUACCAUUCUUCUUCAAGACCUACGAGUGGCAGGUCUUCAAGUUCUCAAGGAUGGUACUUGGCUCGCUAUCAAGCCACAUCCCGGUGCUUUUGUCGUCAAUAUAGGCGAUCAAUUACAGGCUGUGAGUAAUGGGAAAUACAAAAGUGUAUGGCAUAGGGCCGUUGUGAAUGCAGAGAGUGAAAGGCUAUCAGUGGCUUCUUUCCUCUGCCCAUGCAAUGAUGCAGUAAUUGGCCCUGCAAAGCCUCUCACAGAAGAUGGAUCUGCACCCAUUUACAAGAAUUUCACAUAUGCUGAGUAUUACAAGAAGUUCUGGGGCAGGGACUUGGAUCAAGAACAUUGCUUGGAACUAUUCAAGAACUAG
Molecule: messenger RNA, 1017 nt
Organism: Vitis vinifera (wine grape)
Lineage: Eukaryota; Viridiplantae; Streptophyta; Magnoliopsida; Vitales; Vitaceae
Product: flavanone 3-dioxygenase-like
Source: RefSeq, marked provisional